CACACACCAUCUGUCAACAUGGCGUCGGACUUCAGGUGGAGAUGUGGAGUGCUCCUACUUUGCACUUAUCUGCUUUGUAUUUCGGCUACGGGAAGCAAAGAAAAGGCUCAGAAGAAGAAGGAUAUCCGAGACUACAAUGACGCAGAUAUGGCACGGCUCCUGGAACAAUGGGAGGAAGAUGAUGACAUUGAAGAAGGGGACCUCCCAGAGCACAAGCGGUCUCCUCCUCCCAUCGAUUUCUCCAAGGUAGACCCCUCCAAGCCAGAAGAGCUGCUCAAGAUGUCCAAGAAGGGCAGGACUCUUAUGGUGUUUGCUACAGUGUCAGGGGAUCCCACUGAGAAGGAAACAGAGGAAAUCACAGGCCUGUGGCAGGGAAGCCUCUUCAAUGCCAACUUUGAUAUUCAGAGGUUUGUAGUGGGCUCCAACAGGGUGAUCUUCAUGCUGCGAGAUGGCAGUAUGGCCUGGGAGGUCAAAGAUUUUCUCACAGCCCAGGAACGCUGUCAGGAUGUCACUGUGGAGGGACAGGUAUUCCCUGGUAAGGCCACAAAAAACAACAAUGACAAAACUAAGAUGCAAAAUGAGGUUAACGGCAAGAAAAAACCCAAGAAGAAGUCAGAGGGCAAGAAGCCUGACGUGGAGGGGAACAGAGCCAGCCAUCUGAAGCAGGAGCUGUGAUGGACAUGCAAAAACACUCUUUCUUCUGGCCUUCAGUGAUAAGAGUGAACUUAUAAAUCAUGUUGGGUACAUUGACCUAAACUGCUGAGCUGGUUUAAUGAGAAGUUUUCUGUUUGUUUUCUCGACCUCACAGCAGCAGCGUUGUACUGGCAUUUUUGAAAAUCAUUGUUUGAGUGGUAACCAACUCUUAAAAGUUACCAUGCUGUCUGAUUAUCUAGAUUUGUUUCUGUUGCUCAUCACCAAAUGAAAACCAAUACAUGCACACUUUCUCACUUUUAUAGAGGAGAUUAUGCCAAGCAGCCUUUCAGAUAGUUUUUUCUUUUCUUUUUUUUUCUUUUUUAGGCAAAAGCCAUGUCAGGUACAGUAAUUCAUUUUCCAGAGCCAGAAUGAUUUGUUCUUUUUAUGACAAAUAGAACAGCAGUGCAUUCUGUAGAAGUAUGCGUCUUCAUGACUACCCUUUGAAAACUGGACUUCAACUGCAUCCCCUUUCUGUACUGUCUUUAAUCAGAUCACGUGCUGUAGGCGCAUUUAGGUAAUACCAAACUCCUGAUCAUAUCAGGCAACUGAUUUAUGUUUGGCUUUUUUUCAGGUUUUUACAUGAAUUUGUUUUUCUGAUGUCGAGGUUCUGCCCUGUGUAAGGUUUGGUUAAAAUUCAUGUCAUUGUCAAAAGUUGAUCCCAAAGUAUAACUCACAUUUUCUGUUAAUUAUUCACUUUUUUUAAAUAAACAUUUUGUCAAAUAAUCUGAUAAUGAUAAUAGCUUUUAUGGCAUUGAGAUCCAAUUUCAUUACAUGAAGCCUUUCUGGCCAUUUGAAAGAACACAGGUUUACAGCCCUUCAAAGUAAUGACUACAUACUUGAAAACUAGACAUUGACUGCAUCCACUUUCUAUACUGUCUUUGAUCUGAAGACUGUUAAUCUUCUUGAAUGACCAAAAGUUUUAUAGGAAUAAACCUGACUGUGCUUUGUUCUGAAAGGAUUCCCUUUCAAAGAGGCAUUAAAGUCAGUGAUUUUAAGGAUAAUGAUAAAGGAGAACAAAGCAAUCUUUUCAUUUCUAGACUAGUGUUCCCAGUAAGUAGACUUUUCAAAGGUGUUUGCAUUGGUAGUCCAUAGAGAGGCUUGUACAAACAACAGUUCAUCAGAGGGAGAACUUGAGUGAUAAUAAUUCAAACAUGUUACCAAUUAAAGAGGCAGUUUCACUUGAAAAUAA
Molecule: messenger RNA, 1882 nt
Organism: Labrus bergylta (ballan wrasse)
Lineage: Eukaryota; Metazoa; Chordata; Actinopteri; Labriformes; Labridae
Gene: mesd
Product: mesoderm development LRP chaperone
Biological process (GO): protein folding
Source: RefSeq, a predicted model, not a curated record